UUAUUUAUUUCCAGCUAGAAAUGCUUCAUCAAAUUCUUCAAAUUCUUCCGAAGAUAGAAUUCCAACUAAAACACAAUGGACAAGAUCUAAACCAAUUGAUUUAUCUAAAAGAUUACCAUUAUUUGAUAUUGAUACUUCUAAUAUUAUAAGUGGAACUAGACAUCGUAAUAAUAUUGAUUAUCAUCAUGCAAAUUUAAAUGGUAAACAAAUUUCAGUGAAAAGAUCUUCGAAAAAUUCAAUUGAAAAGAGAGCUAAACAACAAUCGAACACCACAACUAAGAAGAUUACCAAAUCGAAAAAGAUGUAA
This is a messenger RNA of Naegleria gruberi, 307 nucleotides long. RefSeq lists its product as uncharacterized. The record is from RefSeq and is a predicted model, not a curated record. NCBI's taxonomy places the organism in Eukaryota, Heterolobosea, Eutetramitea, Acrasida, Naegleriidae. The transcript has a single exon. The annotation marks the transcript as partial.